This is a messenger RNA of Kickxella alabastrina, 1070 nucleotides long. RefSeq lists its product as uncharacterized. The transcript has a single exon. The record is from RefSeq and is a predicted model, not a curated record. Lineage: Eukaryota; Fungi; Kickxellomycota; Kickxellomycetes; Kickxellales; Kickxellaceae. The coding region runs from base 96 to 998 and encodes 300 amino acids.
AUUUAAUUUUCUUUUUCUUUUUUUAAAUUUUCUCUCCUCUCUUUUUGUUCUUGAUUAAACAGAAAGCGACAUUUCAUCUUGCACUUCCCUACUUAAUGCCCAUUCAUCCUAAUCCGUCAUUGGCAGGAAGCAGCAAUACCGACAACAGUGACACACCAAACACAAAGCGCCGUCGUCGCCUGUUUUCUCGUCGCGAGUUGUACUAUAAUGGCACCCGGGUUGUGCGUGUAGGGUCGAUAAACCUUUUGCAGACCAACAAGAGCCCCUACUCCUUUGCAUCCAUAGCUGAAAAAGAUGAAAACAGCAGCUCAGCAUCUCAGAAGCAGCAACAGGGGGCAUUGUCUCAGGAGCACUGCUCGCGAGAGUCGAUUUACAAUUAUAGCGAGCGCAGUGGAUCCCUGCGGCCUGAAGAUAUUGGUGACGGAUCAACGGGAGACAAUGGCCAGUCACUCAUUCAGGGCGAAACCAGGCUGAAAUCUGGUAAUGAUAAUGAAAGUGGCAGUAGUAGCGGCAAAUAUCCUACUGUUACACUGCGCAAAGUGACACAUGCUUCGAAGAAGGUGGCUUGUCAAUUACAGGUAGCAGCUUCCAAACAGAGCCAGCAUGUGUAUCCUUGUAAACUGGCCUGGAGUCCGGUUGAUUCUAUAUCGCCGCCAUCAUCUCCUUGUAAGCUUCCGCCGCAGCUUGAUGUCGAUAAGGUCAUUUUGUCGUUUGAGCCAACACCGCCGCUGUCAUUGAAAUGCUCUAGGGCAAAACCUGGUGUAAAUUUGGUCAUGCAGGCAGCUAAAUUUGCUCCGAUUGUGACACCAGUGCGGGAUCAGGGCGCCCAAUUGAAACCAGUGCAUCUGACGCCAUUGCGUCUUGUUGGCGAGCGACUCAAAUUAGCUAAGCUUGUCAAGAAAAACGCACCACCGGUUUUCAACAUUGGCAAUGCCACUGUCAGUGGUACUUAUAGGGGUCAGAAAAAACCCAGACGGCUAAAGUUAACCUACAAAUAAAGUACCCGAGCAUGAUUUAUUAGGGGUUUUUUAAAACAGGUUGCCAGCGGUUUUCUGUUUUUUUUUUUAAAA